Molecule: messenger RNA, 870 nt
Organism: Soboliphyme baturini
Lineage: Eukaryota; Metazoa; Nematoda; Enoplea; Dioctophymatida; Soboliphymatidae
Source: the annotation of a GenBank genome assembly
CUGCCAACGAUGUACCAUCUGUUUGCCGUGAAUGUGCCGUCUGAACAGCGCUCUAGGGCGUUCAGUUAUUUGUCCGCCUUUGGGUCUAUCGGACAGACUUUCGUCACUGCGGCAUGUCCGCACAUACCAUGGCGCUGGCCUUUCUACAUAUUUGGUGUGGCCGGUUUGAUCUGGUGUUUGGUUUGGAUGAUAUAUUACGAAAAGUCAACGGCGACUGUGGACGAAGAAGCGCUUCUUUACAAAAAGAAUUUGAGCCCCUUGCGAAAUUGGCGGAAGUUUUUCUUCACUCGUCCGCUGCUGGCCGUUUAUUUCGCGCAUUUCUGUAUGAACUGGACGGCGUACAUCAUUAUGCACUGGCUGCCGACAUAUCUUCACACGAAACUGAACGCUGACACACAGACGCUGAGUCUGGCUUGUUUGCCAUACGCGUUCAAUAGUCUCUGUAGCAUAGGCGUUGGCCACAUCGCAGAUUCGGUCGUCAAUGGCAAACACUUGACCGUGGCGCAGGUACGAAAACUGGCGACGGUCAUCGGCCUUGUCGGACCGGCGUUGUUCAUUUUUUUCUUCGCCGCAUUGUCUCACCUCUAUGCCGCCGUCAUCGUUAUAUCGGUGAGCAUGGGAUUACUGGCGUUCAAUAGCCCGGGGCAUCUAAGCAACCAUGCAGAUCUCUGUGGAAAAUACGCCGGCAUUUCGUUUGCCAUAUCGAAUACGAUUGCAACUUUACCAGGUUUGGUGGUCGGUCCACUGACGGCUGAAUUCGUCACACAGUCCAGCGGGCGGUGGUGGCCCGCAUUCGUACUCGCCGGUAUGCUCAAUUUGACGGGGGCCGUGGCAUAUUUAAAUUAUGGAUCAACGAAACAGAUAAUUUGA